Molecule: messenger RNA, 6273 nt
Organism: Thrips palmi
Lineage: Eukaryota; Metazoa; Arthropoda; Insecta; Thysanoptera; Thripidae
Gene: Octalpha2R
Product: alpha-2C adrenergic receptor
Exons: 4
Coding region: 99-2033 (644 amino acids)
Biological process (GO): adenylate cyclase-activating adrenergic receptor signaling pathway
Cellular component (GO): membrane
Molecular function (GO): G protein-coupled amine receptor activity
Source: RefSeq, a predicted model, not a curated record
GCCGCCGCGCCCCUCGACCGCGCGCUCCGGACUGGGACGCUCGCGACUCUCCCGUUGGACGUGAUCGCUGUCGUUGACGCGACACGCCACGCCGCACCAUGGAUCUGGACGACCUGCUGGACGUGCAGGACUUCGGCCUGGAGGCCAACGAGUCCUCGCUGUCGCAGUCGGACGUGCUGUUUCGGGACCACGACUACGUGCUCGUCGGCGGCCUGGGCGGCCUAGGCAUCGCCGCCAACGACUCCUCCUCGCUCGCCAACUUCGGCUACUCGCUGCUGGGCGGCGCGUCCGCGGGCGGCUCCUCGGCCUCCUACUCGUCGGGGCUCGGCUACCUGAGCACGGGCGCGUCCUACUCGGCCGCCAACUGGAGCCUGAACGGCACCGACGGCAACGUCACCGUCGAGUACCCGCUCUUCCCGUCCGGAUACUCGCUGCUCCACAUCGUUCUCGCCUCCUUCGUCGUCACGCUCCUCAUGAUCGUGGUCGUCGUCGGCAACAUGCUCGUCAUCAUCGCCAUCGCCACCGAGAAGGCGCUCAAGAACAUCCAGAACUGGUUCAUCGCGUCGCUCGCCGUCGCCGACUUCUUCCUGGGCCUCGUCAUCAUGCCCUUCUCGCUGGCCAACGAGCUCAUGGGGUACUGGGUGUUCGGGAACUGGUGGUGCGACAUCCACUCGGCCAUGGACGUGCUGCUGUGCACCGCCUCCAUCAUGAACCUGUGCCUCAUCUCGCUGGACCGCUACUGGAGCAUCACGCAGGCCGUGGACUACCUCAAGAAGCGCACGCCGGUCCGCGCCGCCAUCAUGAUCACGGCCGUCUGGAUAAUGUCGGGGCUCAUCUGCAUCCCGCCGCUGCUGGGCUGGAAGGUGGAGCGACCGCCGCAGAUGUUCCCCAAAUGCGAGCUGAGCGAGGACAUCGGCUACGUCAUGUACUCGGCGCUCGGCUCCUUCUUCAUCCCGUCGUGCAUCAUGGUGUUCGUGUACAUCCGGAUCUACUACGCGGCCAAGGCGCGGGCGCGGAGAGGCAUCCGGAAGACGCAGCAGAACCAGAAGAACAGCAGGCAGCAGGACCACCACCACUCGCCCCGGCAGGCCAACUCCGACAAGCAGGUGACCAGCUUCAGGUUCUUCUGUUGCAGCACGUCCCCGGCGAGGGCCGGGGGCCCUGGCGCUGGGUCCAACGGAGGCGGCCCGGGGGCGGGGGGCUCCGGGGGCGGCCCAGGGGGUGGUCCUGGCUGUAUUCAAACUUCGGUUACUGUGGAGACGCCCCCCGUGAUACCCAACAUCACCUGCGACUUCGCCAGCGACAUCAGUACUAGUGACAACGCCGAACAGUCCCAGGAUGCCUCCGGGCCGUACCUGGAGGCGCCCAAGGACACGCUCAAGGUGGUGGGCUCGGGGCCGCGGCCCACGCUGCUCACGCCCACCACGCCCGCCGCGCCGGCCGCCGGCAUGCAGCACCGGGGCUCCGUCAUGUCCGUGAACGGGGAGCUGGCGCAGCAGGCCGCGGCCAUGCAGCGCAUGCGCCAGCCCUCCGUGGGCAUCGACACGGACAUGGUGAGCGAGUUCGACCCGUCGUCGUCCGACUCGGGCGUGGUGAGCCGGUGCGCGGUGGUGAAGCCGCUCAAGCUGCGCCUGUGCCAGCCCAUCUUCGGGCGCCGCACCACGUCCAAGACCAAGAGGGAGAUCAUCGACAUGGGCCGGAUGCCGGGCGGCCAGCAGGCCGUCGUGGAGGUGGUGCAGUCGCCACGGCCGUCCAAGCGUGACCCGGAGCGGGAGAAGCGGCGGCUGGCGCGCAAGAAGGAGAAGCGAGCCACGCUCAUCCUGGGGCUCAUCAUGGGCUCCUUCAUCGCCUGCUGGCUCCCCUUCUUCACGCUCUACAUCCUCACGCCGCUCUGCUCCUUCUGCAACAUCCCGGACAAGGCGUUCGCCAUCGCCUUCUGGCUCGGCUACAUGAACUCGGUGCUCAACCCCGUCAUCUACACCGUCUUCAACAAGGACUUCCGGCGCGCCUUCCGCCGCAUCCUGUUCAAAUGAUGUUUGGAGCCGCUUUGCUGCUGCGGCGUGCUGCCCGCUCGCACCGACCACGACCGGUGAUAUCCGCAGUCCGGGCCCCGGGCCCACGCCAGGACGCACGCUAACGCCAGGGUCCGGCCAGCGCCCUCCACCGCCUUCUAGUCCUUCUAGGCCGCCAACCCCCGCACUGGCCCCGCCUCACGCCGCGCCGUGUUGUGCGUUUUUUUUUCGGUCCUUCUCUUCUUUUCUCGUUUUAUUUUUUGUAAAUUCACACACUGUAAGCGGCGGGGCGUGCGGCGGGUACACUGCGGCGGCACGGGAGGGACGGCGUGGCCCCGGUGCGGCCACCGAGUGCGACACAGUGCACCGGCCUGGCCAGCCUCUCGAGUGAUUGGACCUGGCAGAGUUGCCAAGCGGCGUGCAAGUGAACAGAAGGAAAGCGGCUUCCACUCUCUUCGACAUUCAACGCUUAGAAAAAAAUACUUCGGACCUCUACAACAAUUUUCAUAGCGUAGAAUUUAUCAGUCUAGAUAUAAGAAUUUUGUUAUUAACAAAUAAUACUGCCUGACUUCCCGUAAAUUCGUUGUUUUCUCUACUUUUCAUUGUGUUGGUCAUUCCAAGCGAGGACGGAGAAAUGAGUUUUUGUGUGACCAUACAGCGUGACUGAGGCUUUAAAUCAAAUCACAUCAUGUAGCUUUUUAAGGAUAAUGUUUUAUGGAGUGUUCGCCGUUCUGCAAAGAAGGCAGGCCUCUGAUAAAGUCAAUAAACGUGACAAAAACAGUGAUAAGAUUUUUUUAUAUUCGUUUAAAUUAUUCGUUUUGGUACAGUUUGACACGCACUCGGUCACACGUGUGCGCUGCCCGUAUGUGCCACAUCGUGUGGUUUUCGCUGAAUUCUAUCCGUGAAUGACUAACACCUAGAGCACCCGAUCUAAUUUUAACUAAUUAACAUGCCGUUUCCCUGUUUUAAGGAGGAACUAAUGUUUGCGUGUUUUCAGGCUAUCUUAUAAGCAAUAACUGUGAAACAACAUAUCUGAAAUGUGUUUUCACGCAAAGUAGUCGGCGCUUUUUGGAUUUGGAGAGCUGCAAUCGACUUCAAGGACCGCCGGGUAACAGUGCGGUGGUAUCUCCUCCGGCGGGACAUCUUGUCUUCUGCACAAAGCGAACUAUUUCUGCAAAUAACAUGUUUUCGAGCUGUUUAUACUCCCAUAGGCGUUACUAAAUUCAACAUCUGGGGCUUAGGACCACAGUUGUAAGCUACUUUUUGGUUAGGUGUAGAAGCGGAGACGAAUGCUGCUGUAUGCGCUCUAGCCGGCGGUCCUUUUCUGACCAUCCGAGUGGGUAAAACAAAGUUGUCAAUAGGUUUUAAAACCUAAGCCAGACAUGAACACAGCAGCUUUUUAUCGGCGUGUUAUGUUGAUAUAGACGGCACAUUGACUUUCUAACCAAGUAUAAUUUUAAACUAAUAUAUGUAUUUUAUAUGGUACCGUAAGUGGCUUUCAAUUUGGUGCCAUGUUCUUAAUCAACAUUUUUAUCAACCUCAAAUUUUCAAUUACAUUUGUUAAACUGUGAUAAUUUUUUUGAGAAUUACUUAAUGAUAUGUUCAUAAUAUAUUCAUAUUAACACUUACUUCUCCUGCAUAGCUGUAUUUACCAGUAGAACGUGAAGAAUUGCUUUGUUAUGAUUUGCCAGGCAGUUUUACUUUUUCUUCCUUUUCUAGACCUCAGUAUGCGUUUUCGUGACGAGGAUGUAAGCUCUGGUUGGCGUUAACCAUUCGUUACAAAAAAAUUAUUAUUAUUAUUAUAAAUAUUACGAGUUCCAAAGUUCCUAUUAAAUACCUCGGCAAUGCGCAGCCAUAAAUGGGAAGGUGUUCACUAAUUGCCGUCUCAAAUAUUUUUAAUGCAAUCGCACCCUUCGGUAAGGCUAGCAUUAGAGUGACGCGCACAAAAUUUGGUCGAUCCUCAAGUUUAGAUCUUCAUUGAUCAAAGUCAUUUUAUUCUUUUGCUUUAGCACUGCUCAGUUUAUUAAAGAGACCAAAAAUAUAUUUCAUCUUCGCUCAAGCUUACUAUAAGUAGCACGAAAAGAGUGUCACAUCUAUGAUAAAUACACUUUUUCAUAGAUUCAUGAGGUCUCACUUAGGUAAUGAUGCAGGAGUGUUCUUAUACGAGCUGUACCUGUCGACACACUUCCUUAAUAGUUUACACUGGCUAGAACAGACUAGGAUACUAGAGCUGUAGAUAUUUUCUUUUUCUAGGUACUUUUUAUUUAGUGCGGACUUGGCCUGCUUACCAGUCUGCCGGUUUAUGACCAUAUUGUAGGCAUCAAUCUUUAUUGUCAAAGGUUUGCAACGAACCCAAUGGUGCUAAAAUCGUAGCUGUAAAUAUCGUAUAAUAUUAAUCUAAUUUGUAACUUUCUGUAAAUAUUGUACAUAAAAGCGAAAACGCCAAAGAAUCGUAACAACAAUUUUGUAGAUUCUAACUAUGGAUAUAAUUGGAGUUGAAAGGAAACUUCAGUGGACAGCUUUAUACGCAGCCAAACUGUCUGCAAGACAAUAACUAUUUUGUGUUCCAGUUUGUUUGUUUUUCGUGCAUCUACUUCUAAUUGAUAUAAUUUAGGUUGUGGUCACGUUGCCGGGGAGUAGAAUCGCCGUAUCGUAUCCUAAUAACUUUUUGAGAUACGCUUGUCGCGGAACCAUCUUGUGAUCAUACUUAAAAUAUAGAAGACUGUCCCUCUAACUAUAUUUUUUCCUGCUCACAAUGUUUAACACUACGUUUAAAAUAUGGAUAUCUUUUAUCAUUGUUUAAUUGCUUCCAGCUUUUUUCGAUAUUCCGUCCGAUCACGGACGCCUUCUUUCUGAAACUAAAGAGGUUUUCACAAUAAUAUCUUAGAAACGGCAUUCUAAGCCUCGAAAAGGCGACUCGGAAGACGUCAGCACCACUUGUUGACCUCCCCCGUUCCGCAGCAUUUCCUUCUAAUUCCUUUCGACCUUGUUCACUGCCCUCUCCUGUUACCUCCACUCCACCAGACCGCGGCCCAUGCACUGCACGCGGUGUGGGAAAGGCGCUCUUGACGGAAUGGCUGGUCUGGAAAUCCGUGUAAUCGAUUUACUUAGGAUGGUGAACGUUUGAAUUCGUCCUUUGGCUUGUGUUUGAGCGGAAAGACCUGGCCCGUGUGCGCGGCGAGGCGGUGCGGUCCGCGAUGCGGCCUGUGCCGCCUUUGCCCUUGGCGUGUCGGCGCGUUAGCGGCCGCCCUGUCGGCUCACUGAUUUUGGAGAGCGGUGCGAAGCCUCGAAACGAUUGUUUGUUUUGUUUUGCGUUGUUUUGUAUGAAAGUUGCGAUUUGUUUGUUGCCACCAGUCGUCUUCUGACUGCCGGGCCGAGGGCUCUGAGCCCCACGCCUCGUCUCGGCUCUCCGGAGACACGAAGCAGAGCCUGUCUGAGGUGCCUCUGGGGACCAACGCAAUCACACACGUGUGAAUUGCUCUCUGAAACCUGCUUUGGUGUGCAACUGGUUUGUACACGGCCAAUUGAGAUACUUUAAGAAGCAAAUAUAUUUUAUUUUUAUGAAAAGGAUGAUAACACUCAGGCACCCCAGCUGUGUAGUGGCAUGGACGGAUGGCGUCUGGUUGCUGUCGUACAUUGUAAGUUGGUGGGGAUUGUAAUAUAUUGUUUACUGGUUGUAAAUGACUUUGCAAAUUCUAAUCGGCGCUGUAACCCUAAAUGCCAAACUUUAUUUAUAAUGCGUAAGUUCUCGUCGUUUGGAAACGAAAACUUUCCAUUUUAUCAAAAUGAGUACGAGUAUUAGUCUUAAUUGCAGUGGUUGUUGAACUUUAUAGAGUCUAUUACUGCACAUUCUCAAUAGCGGAAAGAAAUGGAAAAGUAAACAACUCUUGCCUGUCUAGAGUUUCAUAGCAAUGGGAAAUAUGUUCUUGUCAAUAGACUUUCAAUUUGAAAAUUGUUGCCGUGUAAAUAACACAAAAAACUUGUAUAAAUUAUAAAUAAACAUAAGAAUGCUGUGUCUAUGUACAUUUAUGGGAAGAAGAAUUUGUUACAGGGAGUGGUUUUACUGUAUACAUAUAUAUAAGCGAUAAUGUCUUCAUAGCCUGUUCUCUAAUAAUUGUAAUAUGUAUUGUUCCCUGUACAUAGAAAAAUGUAACCAUUACUUGAGAAAUUAUGUCUGUUGAUUAUAAAAUUCCUCUACCAUUAUGAAGGGUGAUUGAAACUCGGGCAUAUAUUAACAAUAAUAUAUUUCUGUUUCAUUCGA